AUAUCGUCUUCCACUCUUCUGCAAGCCUAUUCUCGAAACCUCGACCAGGUGACAAGACUCGAGUUUGGACGAAUUUGCGACGAGCCUCUGGCGAGUUCUGACCAAAGAAACACUAAGCUUAUAAAAAUUUCCCAUCAUGUCAUGGUGUACUAUUGAAUCUGAUCCUGGUGUGUUUACUGAACUUAUACAGCAAAUGCAAGUAAAAGGCGUGCAGGUUGAAGAACUGUAUUCGUUGGACCUGGAUUCUCUGAACAAUCUUCGGCCAGUAUAUGGGUUGAUAUUCCUUUUCAAAUGGCGCCCAGGGGAAAAAGAUGAUCGCCUCGUAAUGAAGGAUCCAAACCCGAACUUAUUUUUUGCAAGCCAGGUUAUUAACAAUGCAUGUGCAACUCAAGCAAUCCUUUCCAUCCUUAUGAACUGUCCAGACAUUGAUAUUGGCUCAGAACUGUCAAUGUUGAAAGAAUUCACCAAGAAUUUUCCACCUGAACUCAAAGGAUUGGCAAUCAACAAUAGCGAAGCCAUACGUACAGCACACAAUAGCUUUGCAAGACCUGAACCAUUUGUGCCAGAUGAGCAGAAAGUUGCAGGCAAAGAUGAUGUAUACCAUUUUAUUAGCUAUUUGCCUGUUGAUGGUGUUCUAUAUGAGCUUGAUUCAGAGAGAAUGGUAGACAAUGGUAGCAUUGAGGCACUAAACAGAUCACUUUCAGAAGUAAAUGCUGGGAUUGAGAGUGCCACUGAGAAGAUAUUGAUGGAGGAGGAGAAAUUCAAGAAGUGGAGAACAGAAAACAUUCGUCGGAAACACAACUACAUACCAUUUUUGUUCAACUUCUUCAAGAUUCUUGCUGAAAAGAAGCAGUUGAAGACUUUGAUUGAGAAGGCCAAGCAGAAAACAUGCAACAGCCCUAGGUAAAAGGGUCCUGUUUUUGCUGGUUGUAGGACCCUGGUGCAGCGUCAGUAAGAGGACAAAAAAUUCAAUUCUCUUGACUUAAUUUUAUGUGUCCAAAAUGAUUCAGAUUAUGAUACUUGUUUUAUUUGUUUAGAUAUAUUCAACCCUUGAUAAUCAAUGUUAUUCCGACUUUUGAGGUCAGAGUCUUACAGGCCAGUGUUUGUGCUUUAUGACAGUAAAAUGCGAAGUGUCUUCCCCAUA
This is a messenger RNA of Nelumbo nucifera (sacred lotus), 1144 nucleotides long. The record is from RefSeq and is a predicted model, not a curated record. Lineage: Eukaryota; Viridiplantae; Streptophyta; Magnoliopsida; Proteales; Nelumbonaceae.